GGGCCGGGCUGUUAACAUCCAACCACCUGACCCUUACCUUCCCUGACAUCUGCCAUUGGGGAGAGUUAGGAUGCCACCAUACACAUUGGAUGGUAUGCCAGUCUCCCCAAACUUGGCGGGUUUGGGAAACCUUUAUCUAAUAUGUAUAGCCAGAAUUGCACUUUGUAAUAAUAAGUUGUUCUCAAUGACCACCAACCUCCUAGAUCAGCACUUUCUUAGGGAGCCUAUAACAAGUCUCAACUAUUGUGCAGUGAAUCAUGUUGUAGACACUUGGACUGUAAGCCUGGCAGCACGUUGUUUGCUGAAGAAAAGUCCAGGCAAUGGCUGACCCUUUGGAUGUAACCUGCACGGCCCUUGACCUUUGUCGUGACUGUGGACAGCCACACGUGUCCUCAGAAAACCACAUCUACAACUUCCAAGAUGAGGUGGACGAUGAGCUGGUCUGCCACAUCUGCCUGCAGCCAUUGCUCCAACCUAUGGACACUCCAUGUGGUCACACUUACUGCUACAAGUGCCUAAAAAAUUUUCUACAUGAGAAGGACUUUUGUCCUAUGGACCGAAAGAAAUUGUGUUUCCAGGACUGUCACAAAUCUAGCCUGUUGGUGAGAAAUUUGCUAGAUAAAUUGACUGUCAUCUGCCCCUUCCUGGUUGACUGCAAACAAGUGAUGCAGCGAUGUGAGCUGGAGCCCCACUUACGUAACAGAUGUGCAGGCCUCAGAAAAUACAGAGCCGAAAGAGAGAAGAAGAUCACCCCCAUCAAAGAUCCCAGUGAGGCUGAUGCAUCCCAGCCAAGUGACAUUGCUAGUGUUCUAGCAGAAUCUUCACUGGCUGCUGUGGUUUCUCUGGGGACAUCUGAGCCAGGACUGGUGAAUCCAGCAUUUGAUGAACAUGAUGACGAUCAACCUCACAGGACUAGUCUAGUAGCUGAGACAAGUACAAUCGAGAUACAUCGUGAUGACCCUGAAGAGGAGCUGGGCAUGCGGAUUGUUGGGGGUAGAGAUACUCCUCUGGGAAAUAUUGUGGUACAGGAAGUGCUUAAAGAUUCCUUGAUUGCAACAGAUGGUCGGCUUAUGCCAGGAGACCACAUUCUGGAGGUUAAUGGAAUAAACAUUACUAAUGUGUCCCACAGCCAAGCAAUUGUCUUGCUCCGACAGCCUUCUUCUGUCCUAUGCCUCACUGCCCUGCAAGAGAAAGGUUUUUCACAAAGAGCUCAACGAGCAGAGGGAACCACAGCAGCUAGUGCAUGCAAAGAAGUGAUCCAAGUUACUCUACUGAAGCGGGAUCGUUCAGAACCUCUAGGGAUCAAGCUGGUUAGGAAAACAGAAGAGCCAGGUGUUUUUGUUCUAGAUUUAUUAGAUGGUGGCCUCGCUGCAAAAGAUGGAAGACUAAAGUGUAAUGAUAAGGUCUUAUCUAUUAAUGGUCAUGAUCUCCGGCAUGGAACUCCUGAGACAGCAGCACAGAUUAUCCAGAUGAGUGAGGCACGGGUUAACUUUGUUGUCCUUAGACAAAGCAUUGUGCAGCCAAUGAUAGUCAAUGAAGAAGGAACUUCAUCUGGAAGUAGCAGUAGUAGUAGCAAUGGCGAAAGUCCUGUCCAUGCACGGAAGAGGCCAAGUCUACAGCCAUGUAGAAGGAAGUCCACACAGAGGGACCAGCCUCAAGCAAAUUUAUUAAUGGAGAAAACAGUCACUCUGAAGAAAGAGCCAAGAGAAUCUUUGGGGAUUACCAUAGGAGGAGGACGAGAUCAUAAAAACAAACUUCCCAUAUAUGUCUCCAGUGUACAGCCGGUGGGGUGUCUGUUCAGAGAUGGCAGAAUAAAGAAAGGUGAUGUGCUACUCAGCAUCAAUGGGGUGGACUUGACUGGUCUGAGUUAUCUGGAUGCGGUGUCUGCACUAAAGUCAAAUGCUGCAUCACACACUGUGGUCCUAAAAACUCUGGAAUUAGUCGGUAUAGAGAGACAUGGAGAGGCUACAGAAGGAGGUGGUGAAGUGACUAGAGACCCUGGUGGCAUAUGGUCUCCUCUCUGGAUCCACUGGUUUAGUCUUCCCAACUCCCUGCACUGGUGUCGGCACAUUUCAUUACGGAAGAGUACCUUUGAAAGCUGGGGGUUCAGCAUUGUUGGAGGUUAUGAAGAGAACAAGGGAAAUCAACCCUUCUUCAUCAAAACAAUAGUGCCUGCUACAUCAGCUUUUUUUGAUGGACGAUUAAAGUGCGGAGAUGAGAUAGUUGAAGUGAAUGGCGUGUCUGCCCUUGGCAUGAGCAAUGCAGAGCUGAUCCCCAUGUUAAAAGAGCAGAAGAAUAGAGUCACCCUGACUGUCGUCUCCUGGCCUGGAAGUCUGGUGUGAUUGCAGUAGUUCACUUUUUUUUUUUUUUUUUUUGUAAAAUCUAUGAGCCUUUUGCACACUUUUCGGCUGGAUUUUUUUUUGUGUGUUUUUUUGUUUUUUUGACUUCUACUCAUUUCCCUUUUGUGUGUGAAGUUUUUGUUUUAUGCUCUAAUUUUUAGUUUAUGUAAAAUGUAGAUAUUUGUAGUAUAAACGCAAAGUUCUCUUAAUCCUGGGGUGAUCAGUGCAGUGAUGAAAUACAAUGAUCAGAUUACAGUUUGCAGAAAUUAUACUGUAGUAUUAUGAGAUGAAAUCUCAUGAUGAUUUUGCACUUUCACUAAAUUUCCCAACGCCUGACAUUGCUUACCUCUUUUUUAUCUUUAAUUGUUAACUAUUACAAUUAGAGAUGAGCGAACUUACAGUAAAUUCGAUUUGUCACGAACUUCUCGGCUCGGCA
Molecule: messenger RNA, 2775 nt
Organism: Hyla sarda
Lineage: Eukaryota; Metazoa; Chordata; Amphibia; Anura; Hylidae
Product: ligand of Numb protein X 2-like
Exons: 10
Coding region: 321-2342 (673 amino acids)
Molecular function (GO): ubiquitin-protein transferase activity; protein binding
Source: RefSeq, a predicted model, not a curated record